This is a messenger RNA of Brassicogethes aeneus, 1970 nucleotides long. The record is from the annotation of a GenBank genome assembly. NCBI's taxonomy places the organism in Eukaryota, Metazoa, Arthropoda, Insecta, Coleoptera, Nitidulidae.
CAGGAUCGAUGCGAAUUGGAUUAAAUUUCGUGGAAAUAGCGAUACAAAACCAAAUUGAUUUCUUUUCGUUAGCACAAAACGUGACUAACUUUUUGCGUCAAAAGAAUCGAUCCGGUAUAGCCGACGUCUACGUAUAAAGGCGUCGCAACGCCUCAAUAUCCCUCAGUUAUCAUUUCAGCACCUUACAGCUAUAAUUUCGGCGGUUUUAAUGUUUUAGAGUUAAAUUUGUUCAGAUGUCAGUCAUAAUGAGAUUAAUAUCAUCAUUAAACUGGUGUUCUUAUAAACAUUUAAAAAAUUCUAGUUACCACUACCAGACUGUGUUAUUAAUUAAUAACGAAUUUUAAGUGUUUGUGAAGUGACAAAAUAAAUAAACACUUAAAAUUAAUAAUUGUGCGAAAUUGUGAAAUAUCUGUGUAAUACACGUGUGAGUAAUAACGAGUUCCUCGACCGGAAGAGUGGGGGAAAUUUUGUAGAAAGUAUUUCUAGACGAUCUCAGAUUAAAAUUGUAGCAGUUUCACUGGAAUAUCAGCUGACAACAAGAAAACACUUCAAAGAACAUCGUGGUUUUUUAUUUUUUUUAUUAAUUGGGCCCUUAUUGUAUGGAGCGUGAAAAACCAUUGUUACCAACAAAAUCAGUGCAGGCAGCCACGGAUCAUGCCGCCGUGCACAAGUCUAGGGCUUCGGGCCUGCAGCCGUUCGCGAUUUUCCUCAGCCCCGAGGAGGAGCUGUGCAGCCCCACCGUCGGCCGUUGGGGCUGCGAAUGGCCCAGGCCCAAAAAAGGGCCCCGCAAAAGAGGGGGCCCCGCUGAAAAUUACGGCGAUGUAGGGGAGCUCAUAGAGAGGACGCAGCGACAGGGCCCUUGGCCUCUGGAUCAUCCGCUACCCUUGCCUAGGUGGUCCGAUGAAAAAACGAAGUAUUACAAAUUGGGAUCUGUGAGCGAAUUCCAAGAGAUGGCCACAAAAAUAGAGCUGCAACUUCAAAGAGUUCUAGAAGAACAAAACUACAACACCGUGGGCAACUUCCUGACUUUCUAUGAAGCAUACAAAGAAAACCCUAUAAAAAACGUUAUGGAUUUUUAUCAAUGCUAUUCACCUAAAAUUACCCCACAAAAUUACUCUUGCGUUGGAUUGGCUUUCGAGUUAUGGUUUAGACUGCAAAAAUUAGAAAAUUUGUACCCUGAGUUGGCAAAAUUUUUAUGUGUUGUUUCAUGCGAGGAGAAUAUUGAGAGCAUUUACGAGUAUUCUUCGAGAUUGGACACAGCUUCAAGCUCUAUAGAAAAGGAGCAUGUAUUAGUUUGCCUUAAGUUUGACAUCAAUGGAAGAAAGGGUGUUUUACUGUGCGACCCGGGUUACCACGUUGCCAGAGUUGUCACUGUGAUGUAUGACAAGGCUUUUCCUAAUACAGGAUGGUUUAUACAAUCUGAAGAGAACAAUAUCAGGAAGGAAUACAACUAUCAAAUAUCACCAUACAGUGAUAGAUUUGUAGAGUGGAAUGAAAGGACUACAAAAGGCUCUCAAAUCGACAUAUUUACAGGACUAAUUUACGUGGAAAGGCCCUAUAUAACAGCUGUCGACGUAACAGACAGAAGGAAUAUUGUCUAUAAUUUUAAAUCCUUAUUAAGUAGAGAUCAAAAGGGUCACCUAAUAGCAGGUUUAUAUUUUAAAGUUAAAGAAGGAUCUGACGAAUUCACCAUUUUUUAUCAGGAUAUGGGAAAACAACGCGUAAAAAUGAACUUUUCAUCGUUUUUAACACCAGAGGUAAGAAAGUUGAAAAGCAAUUUGCAAAAAAAAUCGUUAAAAUUGCUUUAUAAAUAACAAAGUUAAAUUAUUACAUUUUGAAGUCCAUUAUAGGGCUGUUUUAAAAUGGCUGUAACAACUACAGUUUUGGUGCAAUGUUGAUAAAAUUUUGAAUGUUUACAAAAGAAAACACGCUUUUUUUAAUGCCCCUAUUAUAUACCACCCAUAUAAUAA